AUACUCAAGCCGAAAUAGAGCAUCAGACAAGCAAGCAAAAGCUUCCAAUCUUCAGUGAAAGCUUAUACCGAAGCCCACUUCUCAACUUACACUCUAUAUACUCUCCUCAAUUCUAGCUUUGAUCACGCAUACCUAACCACCGAUAUGCAAACUCUCUCUAUUCUCACCAGCCUCCUGCUGGCCACCUCCUCCGUUGUCCUGGCCAAUCCCACCAGGCCCGUCUGCGGCACCUGUAACCCUCUGUCGGGCCAAAACAACUGCGACAUCACGACCUCGUGCAUCAACACGGGCACCCGCUUCCAUUGUGCUUGUCGCGCGGGUUACAAGGCGUCGACGAACAACAAUGAUAUCACCAAACAGUUCCGGUUGAACAUACCCAAUUACCAGUUCCUGGUCUUCACUCCCGAGUCAACUUCGUGUAAUACGCUCUGCGAUAAUCCGUUCGGAGCGGGCCCGAAUCUGUGUGCUGAGGUGCCAAUUCAGAAUAGGUGCGAGGUGUAAGAGAUUCUUGAUGGUGGGUGGGAAUUGGUGACUAUGCAGGUAGAUAUUGCGGUGGUUGAGGGUGGUGAAGCCGUACCUAGUAAUUCGAUAUUGGAUGGCUGUUGUCAGAGUUGAUCUACAUUCCUUUGUUGACCUUAGCGCUAUGGCUUCAGUUUGUCGUUCCUUAACCUGAGCUCUAAUUGAGACUUUGAUUCUGUUUUCCACUGGUUC
Molecule: messenger RNA, 711 nt
Organism: Aspergillus pseudonomiae
Lineage: Eukaryota; Fungi; Ascomycota; Eurotiomycetes; Eurotiales; Aspergillaceae
Product: putative adhesin
Exons: 1
Coding region: 145-501 (118 amino acids)
Source: RefSeq, a predicted model, not a curated record